Messenger RNA from Nerophis ophidion (straightnose pipefish), 6657 nucleotides. RefSeq names its product BCL2 interacting protein like (gene bnipl). The transcript is spliced from 10 exons. Gene Ontology annotation, biological process: apoptotic process. Bases 138 to 1232 code for a protein of 364 amino acids. Lineage: Eukaryota; Metazoa; Chordata; Actinopteri; Syngnathiformes; Syngnathidae. Gene Ontology annotation, cellular component: cytoplasm. The record is from RefSeq and is a predicted model, not a curated record.
UGUGGGUUCUUACACUGUCUUCUAGCGGCAGCUGGGGUAGGCUCCUGCUCACCUCUCACCCUUUAACACAAACACCAACCUUGACAAGUCAUGGAGGAGGUGAGUUUGCACCAAUCAGAGAGCAGCCGGCCUCUGUAAUGCAGACAAACCUGUUGACACUCACGGAAACACACACACACACACACACACACACACACACACACGGUCGCAUACUCGUCGGAAUCAUCGCUAACAUCAUGAACACUGACAAGACAUCCCCUAAUGACAACAACAGUGACAUCGUCAACUUGGAGCUGCGACAAGAAGGUGACAACUUCCCCAGACCUCCUCCAGGGGAUUCUGGAAGACUUGACGAGGACGACGUCGGUCCGCCAGGAGUCUCAGGUGGGGGCGGAGCCAAGAAACGGCUGGCAGCUCCGACUCUCAGCCUGACGCUGAGCCACGCCGACUCCCACGAGCAAAGUCGCGACACCGUCUCCGCCGCGGCGCUCUCGUCCACGCUGUCGCUCGACAUCAACCUAGAGGCGCUGGAGACGCCGUCGGACAGCGAGGCGGAGUCUGACGGGGCGCACAACCUGGACUGGGACGAUGACUUCCCUCAGACGAAGAGGGAGGGGGCGAGGGGCGCGGCCUGUGGCCAGGGGGAGCCGAGCGGGACGGGCCUGAUGGACCUAGACCAGGUGGACGGCGAAGGGCGCCGCUGGAGGAAGUUCUGCCCGUCCGGCCAGGAAUACAACGUCAACAUGAGCGUCCUGGAGCCGUACCUCCAGGUGCUUUCACACGGAGGUUACUAUGGAGACGGGAUGAACGCCAUCAUCCUCUUCACGUCGUGCUACCUUCCAGAAAACACGGUUGAGGACUACAACUACGUGAUGGAGCACCUGUUCAGGUACAUGGUGGGCACCUUGGACCUGAUGGUGUCCGAGAACUACGUGCUGGUCUUCCUGUGCGCCAUGGCGCCCAGAAACAAGUUUCCGUCCAUCCGAUGGCUGCGCCAGUGCUACACCUCCAUCGACAGGAGGUUGAAGAAGGACCUCAAAGGGCUACUGGUGGUGCAUCCCAGCUGGUACUUCAAAGUCCUGCUCACUGUGGUCAAGCCUUUCAUCAGUGACAAGUUCAGCAAGAAGAUUCGUUUCAUCCAAAAUCUUGACCAACUCUCCCACGUCAUCCCCACCGACCGACUGAUGAUCCCGGACGCCAUCGCUCAGUUUGACCAGCAGUUAAAGAGAUGACGAGAGUCACGCCCACGGCCUGGACACUUCCUAGGGACCAGGGAUUCCACAGUGACAGGACGUGGCCGGUUUGGGGGGAGUGAAGAAAGAAACAAUACGCCCGUUUUUUCCCCCAAAAGUUGCUGGAUUUUUAAGUUCCUGGAACUUUAGGUUCCAGGGAACAAAUAUUCCAGGGAAUAGGUUCCACUGACUAAAGGUUUCAGAGACUAAAGGUGCCUGGAACUUUUGGUUCCAGUGGCCAAAGAUUUCAGAGACUAAAGGUGCCUGGAACUUUUGGUUCCAGUGACUAAAGGUUUCGAGGACUAAAGGCUCCUGGAACUUUAGGUUCCAGUGACUAAAGGUUUCAGGGACUAAAGGUUCCUGGAACGUUAAGUUCCAGUGACUAAAGGUUUCAGAGACUAAAGGUUCCUGGAACUUUAGGUUCCAGUGACUAAAGGUUUCAGGGUCUAAAGGUUCCUGGAACUUUAGGUUCCAGUGACUAAAGGUUUCAGGGUCUAAAGGUUCCUGGAACUUUAGGUUCCAGUGACUAAAGGUUUCAGGGACUAAAUAUUCCUGGAGCUUUAGGUUCCAGUGACUAAAAUUUCCACUGACUAAAGGAUUCAGAGACUAAAUGUGCCUGAAAUUCUAGGUUCCAGUGACUAAAGGUGCCCGGAACUCUAGGUUUCAGUGACUAAAAGUUUCAGGAACUUAAGGUUCCAGUGACUACAGGUUUCAGAGACUAAAGGUUCCUAGAACUUUAGAUUAAAGUGACUAAAGGUUUCAGGGACUAAAGGUUCCUGGAACUUUAGGUUCCAGUGACUAAAGUUUCCACUGACUAAAGGAUUCAGAGACUAAAGGUGCCUGGAACUCUAGGUCCCAGUGACUAAAGUUGCCUGGAACUCUAGGUUCCAGUGACUAAAGGUUUCAGGGUCUAAAGGUUUCUGGAACUUUAGGUUCCAGUGACUACAGGUUUCAGCGACUAAAGGUUCCUGGAACUCUAGGUUCCAGUGACUAAAGGCUCCUGGAACUUUAGGUUCCAGGGAACAAAUAUUCCAGGGAAUAGGUUCCACUGACUAAAGGUUUCAGAGACUAAAGGUGCCUGGAACUUUUGGUUCCAGUGGCCAAAGGUUUCAGAGACUAAAGGUGCCUGGAACUUUUGGUUCCAGUGACUAAAGGUUUCGAGGACUAAAGGCUCCUGGAACUUUAGGUUCCAGUGACUCAAGGUUUCAGGGACUAAAGGUUCCUGGAACGUUAAGUUCCAGUGACUAAAGGUUUCAGAGACUAAAGGUUCCUGGAACUUUAGGUUCCAGUGACUAAAGGUUUCAGGGUCUAAAGGUUCCUGGAACUUUAGGUUCCAGUGACUAAAGGUUUCAGGGUCUAAAGGUUCCUGGAACUUUAGGUUCCAGUGACUAAAGGUUUCAGGGACUAAAUAUUCCUGGAGCUUUAGGUUCCAGUGACUAAAAUUUCCACUGACUAAAGGAUUCAGAGACUAAAUGUGCCUGAAAUUCUAGGUUCCAGUGACUAAAGGUGCCCGGAACUCUAGGUUUCAGUGACUAAAAGUUUCAGGAACUUAAGGUUCCAGUGACUACAGGUUUCAGAGACUAAAGGUUCCUAGAACUUUAGAUUAAAGUGACUAAAGGUUUCAGGGACUAAAGGUUCCUGGAACUUUAGGUUCCAGUGACUAAAGUUUCCACUGACUAAAGGAUUCAGAGACUAAAGGUGCCUGGAACUCUAGGUCCCAGUGACUAAAGUUGCCUGGAACUCUAGGUUCCAGUGACUAAAGGUUUCAGGGUCUAAAGGUUUCUGGAACUUUAGGUUCCAGUGACUACAGGUUUCAGCGACUAAAGGUUCCUGGAACUCUAGGUUCCAGUGACUAAAGGCUCCUGGAACUUUAGGUUCCAGGGAACAAAUAUUCCAGGGAAUAGGUUCCACUGACUAAAGGUUUCAGAGACUAAAGGUGCCUGGAACUUUUGGUUCCAGUGGCCAAAGGUUUCAGAGACUAAAGGUGCCUGGAACUUUUGGUUCCAGUGACUAAAGGUUUCGAGGACUAAAGGCUCCUGGAACUUUAGGUUCCAGUGACUCAAGGUUUCAGGGACUAAAGGUUCCUGGAACGUUAAGUUCCAGUGACUAAAGGUUUCAGAGACUAAAGGUUCCUGGAACUUUAGGUUCCAGUGACUAAAGGUUUCAGGGUCUAAAGGUUCCUGGAACUUUAGGUUCCAGUGACUAAAGGUUUCAGGGUCUAAAGGUUCCUGGAACUUUAGGUUCCAGUGACUAAAGGUUUCAGGGACUAAAUAUUCCUGGAGUUUUAGGUUCCAGUGACUAAAAUUUCCACUGACUAAAGGAUUCAGAGACUAAAUGUGCCUGAAAUUCUAGGUUCCAGUGACUAAAGGUGCCCGGAACUCUAGGUUUCAGUGACUAAAAGUUUCAGGAACUUAAGGUUCCAGUGACUACAGGUUUCAGAGACUAAAGGUUCCUAGAACUUUAGAUUAAAGUGACUAAAGGUUUCAGGGACUAAAGGUUCCUGGAACUUUAGGUUCCAGUGACUAAAGUUUCCACUGACUAAAGGAUUCAGAGACUAAAGGUGCCUGGAACUCUAGGUCCCAGUGACUAAAGUUGCCUGGAACUCUAGGUUCCAGUGACUAAAGGUUUCAGGGUCUAAAGGUUUCUGGAACUUUAGGUUCCAGUGACUACAGGUUUCAGCGACUAAAGGUUCCUGGAACUCUAGGUUCCAGUGACUAAAGGCUCCUGGAACUUUAGGUUCCAGGGAACAAAUAUUCCAGGGAAUAGGUUCCACUGACUAAAGGUUUCAGAGACUAAAGGUGCCUGGAACUUUUGGUUCCAGUGGCCAAAGGUUUCAGAGACUAAAGGUGCCUGGAACUUUUGGUUCCAGUGACUAAAGGUUUCGAGGACUAAAGGCUCCUGGAACUUUAGGUUCCAGUGACUCAAGGUUUCAGGGACUAAAGGUUCCUGGAACGUUAAGUUCCAGUGACUAAAGGUUUCAGAGACUAAAGGUUCCUGGAACUUUAGGUUCCAGUGACUAAAGGUUUCAGGGUCUAAAGGUUCCUGGAACUUUAGGUUCCAGUGACUAAAGGUUUCAGGGUCUAAAGGUUCCUGGAACUUUAGGUUCCAGUGACUAAAGGUUUCAGGGACUAAAUAUUCCUGGAGCUUUAGGUUCCAGUGACUAAAAUUUCCACUGACUAAAGGAUUCAGAGACUAAAUGUGCCUGAAAUUCUAGGUUCCAGUGACUAAAGGUGCCCGGAACUCUAGGUUUCAGUGACUAAAAGUUUCAGGAACUUAAGGUUCCAGUGACUACAGGUUUCAGAGAAUAAAGGUUCCUAGAACUUUAGAUUAAAGUGACUAAAGGUUUCAGGGACUAAAGGUUCCUGGAACUUUAGGUUCCAGUGACUAAAGUUUUCACUGACUAAAGGAUUCAGAGACUAAAGGUGCCUGGAACUCUAGGUCCCAGUGACUAAAGUUGCCUGGAACUCUAGGUUCCAGUGACUAAAGGUUUCAGGGUCUAAAGGUUUCUGGAACUUUAGGUUCCAGUGACUACAGGUUUCAGCGACUAAAGUUUCCUGGAACUCUAGGUUCCAGUGACUAAAGGCUCCUGGAACUUUAGGUUCCAAUGACUAAAGGUUUCAGAGACUAAAGGUUCCUGGAACUUUAGGUUCCAGUGACUAAAGGUUCCUGAAACUUUAAGUUCCAGGGACUAAAGAUUUCAGGAACUUUAGGUUCCAGAGAAUAGGUUUCCGGGACCAUAGGUUCCUUUGGACCACAGGUUCGAGGUACUAAACAUUCCAUGGACAUUCCAAAUAUAUAUAUAUAUAUAUAUAUAUAUAUAUAUAUAUAUCUCAAAACAAGAACUUACCUGAGGUUUGCGGGUGGACUGACUUUGCUCCACCCCUCUGACGCACUUCUUUUGUUGUCUUCACUUCCUCCUUCCUCCGACAGUUGACGCCAGCUGUGCAGACCAGUUCUUCUGGGAGUUUGUUGUCAAUACACCUCUCCAGGACGUAAUCCUUUUGGCAUGGUCUUGUUAGUAAAGCACCGCUGGAGAUCAACAAGGUCAUUCUUCCCGAAGAGGUGCAUUGUGGGGACUUUCAAACAACACCAGAAGAACUGGGGCCUCAUGUAUUAAGAGUUGUGUGCAUUUCCUACUAAAAACUAGUGCACGCAGACUUUCCAGAUGUCUUAAAGCAGGGGUCACCAACCUUUUAGAAACCAAGAGCUACUUCUUUGGUACUGAUUAAUGCGAAGGGCUACCAGUUUGAUACACACUUAAAUAAAUUGCCAGAAAUAGCCAAUUUGCUCAAUUUACCUUUAAUAAAUAAAUCUAUAUAUAUUAAAAAAUGGGUAUUUCUGUCUGUCAUUCCGUCGUACAUUUUUUUUCCUUUCACGGAAGGUUUUUUGUGGGAAUAAAUGAUGAAAAAAACAGUUAAUAGAACGGUUUAAAAGAGGAAAAAACAGGAAAAAAAAUGAAAAUUAAAUUUUGAAACAUAGUUUAUCUUCAAUUACGACUCUUUAAAAUUCAACCCAAAAAAAAUGAAGAGAAAAACUAGCUAAUUCGAAUCUUUUUGAAAAAAAUUUAAAAAUAAUUUAUGGAACAUCAUUAGUAAUUUUUCCUGAUUAAGAUUAAUUUCAGAAUUUUGAUGACAUUUUUUAAAUAGGUUAAAAACCAAUCUGCACUUUGUUAGAAUGUAUAACAAAUUGGACCAAGCUAUAUUUCUAACAAAGACAAAUCGUUAUUUCUUCUAGAUUUUCCAGAACAAAAAUUUUAAAAUAAAUUCAAAAGACUUUGAAAUAAGAUUUAAAUUUGAUUAUACAGAUUUUCUAGAUUUGCCAAAAUAUAUAUUUUUUUAUUUUAAUCACAAUAAGUUUGAAGAAAUAUUUAACAAAUAUUUUUCGUCGGAAAAACAGAAGCUAAAAUGAAGAAUUAAAUUAAAAUGUAUUUAUUAUUCCUUACAAUAAAAAAAAAAAAUACUUGAACAUUGAUUUAAAUUGUCAGGAAAGAAAAAGAAGGAAUUUAAAAGGCAAAAAGGUAUAUGUGUUUAAAAAUCCUAAAAUCAUUUUUAAGGUUGUAUUUUUCUCUUUAAAAGAAGCAAAGUAAAAACAUAAAUGAAUUUAUUUAAACAAGUGAAGACCAAGUCUUUAAAAUAUUGUCUUGGAUUUUCAAAUUCUAUUUGAGUUUUGUCUCUCUUAGAAUUAAAAAUGUCGAGCAAAGCGAGAUCAGCUUGCUAGUAAAUAAAUACAAUUUAAAAAAUUGAGGCAGCUCACUGGUAAGUGCUGCUAUUUGAGCUAUUUUUAGAACAGGCCAGUGGGCGACUCAUCUGGUCCUUACGGGCUACCGCGUUGGUGACCCCUGUUUUAAAGUGCGUGCUGGCAUUUCUUCUCCCAUCUCCUUAUGUUUGGAUUAUUAUCAUUAUUAAAAGUACUGCACUUUUUUCUA